UCCAGGCGCAUUUCAAAAAAUCAAUUUUUCGCGCGAAUAUAUGGCCAUCGAUUACAAUCGUUAACCUUCGGAAUAGUCUCUCUUCUCAUCGAGCUUCGUUUCUAAGUCGAAUAAAUUGUAAUAAUUUAUUAAUAAAACCAAAAAUGACUGAUCAAACAGCACUUCCACCUCCAGUAAUGUGGGCACAAAGAUCGACGGUCGUAUUUUUAACAAUAAAUUUAGAAGAUACAAAAGAUCCCGAAAUAAAAGUAAAUAAGGAUUCCAUAUACUUCAAAGGUGUCGGCGGGGUGGAGAAGAAAUUGUACGAAGUAACUAUUCCCUUGUAUAGAGAAAUUGACGUAGAAAAAAGUAAAACGUUUAACCGAGCUAGAUACAUUGAAUUCAUCUUAGAAAAAGCAGUCUCCUCCGAACCAUAUUGGCCUUCACUCACGUCAGACAAAAAGAAGCAUCACUGGCUGAAAUGUGACUUCAAUAAGUGGCGCGAUGAGGAUGAUUCCGGCGACGAAGGUGUCGACGGCAUGGGAGGCGGCGAUUUUGAGGAAAUGAUGAAACAAAUGGGCGGUUUAGGUGGUGGUGGAGGACAACCAAACUUCGACGAUUUGAACGAUGAGGGAGCGGAUUCGGACGAUGAGCCUAUUCCAGAUCUUGAAUAAUCAUAUUAAGCUACGUUAAUAUUAUGUUAUCACUUUUCAGUUGCAGAGGUGACUAGUUACAGUGUAACUGAGUUGUUUUCAUACAAUAUUUCUGCGUUAGCAACGACAAUUGUAUAUUAUUAACAUAAAUAUGAUCAAUUUUGGAAUGUACUUUAUAUAUUUAUGUCAGUAAUAAAGUUGAGUUACUCGAACUUAAUAUGAAUUUGAAA
This is a messenger RNA of Photinus pyralis (common eastern firefly), 862 nucleotides long. It is a transcript of the gene p23, whose product is annotated as co-chaperone protein daf-41. Gene Ontology annotation, cellular component: cytosol; nucleus. Lineage: Eukaryota; Metazoa; Arthropoda; Insecta; Coleoptera; Lampyridae. The coding region runs from base 144 to 653 and encodes 169 amino acids. Gene Ontology annotation, molecular function: Hsp90 protein binding; protein-folding chaperone binding. The record is from RefSeq and is a predicted model, not a curated record. Gene Ontology annotation, biological process: chaperone-mediated protein complex assembly; protein folding. The transcript has 3 exons.